AUGGAAGGUGCGAAAGUGAUUGCAAAAGAUCUUGGGUUCUUUUUGACACAUUCAUCAACCAAAUCAAAUGAUGGCGAGAAGUACCCCCGAAUAUAUCUUCACUGCCAUCGUGGAUAUAAGAACAAUACAUAUGUCCCAGAUCCGGAUAAGAAAGGACGAUCCAACACAAAGUCACUUAAAGAUGGUUGUCGUUUUCGAGUGAGACUGGUGGGACUCCCGGAGGAAAAGACUUGGAUGAUUGAUGGUGUGAAGGACAAUCACAAUCCGGGACAAUUUUGUGGGUUUCACAACCAUGCAUUAGAGCUUUAUCCCGAAGGCCACACUCAGAGGAAUGCUUUUACUAAUGAAGAGCUAAAGGAUAUGAAGGAGAUGGAAUGGGCUCGUGUUGCUCCUCGAAAAAUGAUGCAAACUAUCAACCAAAACUAUGGUACUCACCAUAACAAACGACAAUUUUACAACAUGACAGCAAAUAUAAGGAUUGAGAGAUUGAGUGGCAUGACCCCUUCGGAUUGGACGUUACACCAUGCGAGAGAGAUGGGGUACUACAUUGGCUACAAGCGUGAUGAUGAUCGCCACCUUACUCACCUUUUUCUUGCUCACCCCUGA
Linum tenue is the source of this 606-nucleotide messenger RNA. Lineage: Eukaryota; Viridiplantae; Streptophyta; Magnoliopsida; Malpighiales; Linaceae. The record is from the annotation of a GenBank genome assembly.